CGGAGGAGGAAUGCCCGACUUGGCUUCACUGAUGGUGAGCAGUGUGACGCCACGAACAGAGCCGGGGUCCCCGAUUGAUGCUGAUUUGUUACCCUCGCUCGCUCGCUCGCGUCCUCAGAACAACCCUCAAAUGGCAGCAAUGGCACAGCAGAUGAUGCAGAAUGGCGGACUCGAGCAGCUCAUGCAGAACCCUAUGCUAAGGCGAAUGGCAGAGAACAUGGGCUCGGGAGGAGGGAUGCCCGACAUGAGCCAGCUUGGCGCUCUCAUGCAGGACCCGCAAAUGAGGCAGCUCGCUCAGCAGUUUGCAGGUGGUAUGGGACGAGGCGGUGGUCAAGGCGGUCAAGGAGGGCAGGGUGGUAACCCGGGCAACAUGUUCGGUUGAGCAAGGUGGGUAUGUGCGCUGGUUCUGGCUGGGAUGGCGAGAGCUGACCCUCUACCCCACGCAGGGUUACCAUAGGCGAUUGCGGCUCCACCAGAGGCCGGUGAGGGCAUGAUUUCUGCUUCUCCCGAUUGUACAAGACCACCGAUCUCUGGCGGCAUCCAAAAGUUUGAAAUUAGAGUAC
Molecule: messenger RNA, 563 nt
Organism: Jaminaea rosea
Lineage: Eukaryota; Fungi; Basidiomycota; Exobasidiomycetes; Microstromatales
Exons: 1
Coding region: 11-382 (123 amino acids)
Source: RefSeq, a predicted model, not a curated record